Messenger RNA from Drosophila hydei, 5898 nucleotides. RefSeq names its product Down syndrome cell adhesion molecule-like protein Dscam2. Gene Ontology annotation, molecular function: protein binding. Gene Ontology annotation, biological process: axon guidance; cell-cell adhesion. The transcript is spliced from 25 exons. NCBI's taxonomy places the organism in Eukaryota, Metazoa, Arthropoda, Insecta, Diptera, Drosophilidae. Gene Ontology annotation, cellular component: axon; plasma membrane. The record is from RefSeq and is a predicted model, not a curated record.
AAUUAGCAUAUUAAAUUAUUUGUUCUAAUAGCUUUUAAUUUGAUAUUGUUAUACGAAAGCUCAGUGGCACGCAGCAUCUGCGCAGAUGAUGUGCGCAUAAUCUACUAGGACCAUCUGCUCUGGGCAUUCGUUGUGAAAGCUGCAUUCUGUCGUGCCAGUCAUCGAGAGCGUGUCCACGGAGUCGGUCCUUCAUAAACACAUAUGUGUGAGUUUUUCUAUCGCAAAAAGACAGAAAAACUGAGUUUGGAAAAAAUUUUGUGUUUAUAGAUGGAAAAGCCGUCCAUCAAAGCUAUAUACAUUUGCGUUUCUACAUACAUAUUCAUGUACACAAGAAUAAAAGACUUCAAUAGUAUUUGAAAUAAAUGUUGCAUAACUCUUUAGUUGUUAACAAAAAAUUACAAUAUGAAUUGGAAAGCUGAAACACGACGGAAACCUUCUUAUGAUUUAUUAUUUGUAUUGACUUUAUGUGUUUCUGCCACUGCCACAGAAGUAUCAAAUUACUUUGAUACGCAAGGUCCGAGUUUUUCGUUGGAGCCACCUAGUAGAGUUGAAUUUUUAAACACUGUUGGAAACACAGUCCAUUGUAUUGCUCAUGGAAAUCCUGUGCCACUAGUCCAAUGGCUUGAUAAGGAAAAUAAUCCAGUCACAUCAAUAUCAAAGGUUCAACAUCUUUUCCCAAAUGGCUCACUUCAUUUUCCAUCAUUUGCUGCAGAGGAAUUUCGACAAGAUGUUCACUGGGCGAUAUAUCGUUGCUCAGCAUCCAACAGCGUGGGUACUAUUAUAUCCAGGGAUGUGGUAGUAAAAGCAGUGGUCUAUCAACAUUAUGAGCCGGAGGUCCAGAACCCUGGUGGAUUUAUUGGUAGCAAUGUGCUGAUUAAAUGUAACAUACCGUCGUUCGUCAAGGAAUAUGUGACAGUAACUUCCUGGUUGCAGGAACCAAACUUUAAUAUAUAUCCAUCUUUAGAAGGAGAUGGUAAAAAUCAUAUGUUGCCUACGGGUGAACUUCUCCUCUAUAACAUCACCAGAAGUGAUUCGCAAAAGAUUUACCGUUGUCGAACACAUCAUAAAUUGACGCAGGACUCAAAAGUCAGUAGUAAUGCUGGCAAAAUUCAAUUAACAGAAAUGCGAGAGCUUGUUCCACCAAUAAUGAAUGACAAAAAAAUUGCAAUAAUGGCCAGAGUUGGAGAUCCAUUAGUAUUACCAUGUAUUGCCUAUGCGAAUCCAAAACCAACAUACAGGUGGCAUAUUACACGUUCAAGCAAUGAAGAGUCUAUGCAGCACAUGCUUGCGACUGGACGCGCCAAGAUCAAAGACGGAACUCUUAUUUUAUCAGCCAUCACAAAAAAUGACGAUGGGAUAUUCUAUUGUACAGUUACUAAUUCUGAGGGUAGUGAAACUCUAGAAGUCAAGCUGUCAGUAUCAUCGCCAUUAAGUGCAAGCGUACAGCCCCGAAUACAGACUGUGAAUCUUGGACAUACGGCUGAUUUAAUUUGCAGUACGUCUGGAUUUCCAAAGCAACAAGUCUUAUGGUUUAAGGAUGGAAAAACAUUACGCUCUGGGGCUCGUGUUCGUCUUCUGUCAACGGAACAUAUACGAAUUACAUCAAUUGUUAAGGAAGAUAAGGGAAUGUAUCAAUGUAUGCUAAAGAACGACUUGGAGUCAAGCCAAUGUUCUGCCGAGCUAAGAUUGGGAGAAGUAUCACCUCAAUUGCUUUAUAAGUUUAUAGAGCAAACUAUGCAGCCUGGACCUUCUGUUUCGCUUAAGUGCAGCGCUAGCGGUAAUCCGACACCCAAAAUUGUUUGGCAAUUGGAUGGAUUUCCUCUUCCAAAUAAUGAUCGUCUUAUGAUUGGACAAUAUGUGACCACAUUUGGUGAUGUUAUUAGCCACGUCAAUAUAUCAGCUGUUAAAUCAGAGGACGGCGGGGACUACGAAUGUAAGGCGAUUUCUAGAGCUGGUGAGGUUAUGCAUUCUGCAAGACUAAAUAUAUAUGGUAUGCCCUAUAUAAGACAUAUGCCAAAAAUAUCUGCUGUUGCUGGCAAAGCUUUUACUUUAAAAUGCCCUAUUGCCGGAUAUCCAAUAGAAAGUGUAUUUAUAGAGAAAGAUGGUAUUAGACUGCCAAUCAAUAUGUGACAGCGGGUCCAAAAUGGAACUCUUGUAAUAGAUAAUGUACAACGAGCCGCCGAUCAGGGCACAUACACAUGUAUAGCACGAAAUAAGCACAAUUACACUUCGCAACGAUCCGUAGAUGUUAAAGUCUUGGUUCCACCCAAGAUUACACCAUUCUCAUUCGCACGUGAUCUAAAUGUCGGGGACCGUACAAGCAUUCAGUGCGUUAUUGGCACCGGGGACCUGCCGCUAACAUUUACUUGGCUAAAGGAUGGAAUAGCCCUGCCAUCGGCAGCAUCCGUCGACAGUGUCAAAUUUCUACCUCCGGAUCCAUCGUUAACAAUCAAUCAUUAUACCCCAUUUUCCAGCAUAUUGUCCAUACACAACGUCUCCUCAUGGCACAAUGGUAACUACACUUGCAGUGUGGCAAAUCAUGCUGGCGUUGUUGAAUAUACAGCCGUUCUUUCGGUUUCGGUUCCUCCACGCUGGACUUUGAAACCUACUGACCAAGAUGCAAUCUUAGGAAAUUCUGUAGUAGUAUCGUGUAAAGCUGAUGGAUUCCCCGUACCCACCAUUCAGUGGAAGCAGUCCAUAGGCGACUCAGGGGACUAUCGUGAUCUUAGCUAUGCUAUUAGCAACGGAAACGCUCAAUCAGUUAUUAUGGCUCAUUCGAAUGGAUCUCUGAUGAUAUCGCAAGUUUCCCGCGAACAUGAGGGCAGCUAUCUAUGUCAAGCAAUCAAUGGUAUAGGAGCGGGCUUAAGUACCCUAAUUAAGUUAACUGUUCAUGUUGGCCCCUCAGUUACCGUGGCCAAAAAGCAGUUGUCGAUACGACGUGGUGAUCGAGUUACAUUGCGCUGCGAAGCAACUGGAGAUCAGCCCUUAGAAAUAUCUUGGAGAUCGAAAGCAAGUCGUAUCGAUCCAUCAUAUGAUAUCCGUUAUCAUAUAAAGAACUCACCUUUGGCCCGUGGAGUAUCAUCAGAGCUGACUAUUUUACAAACGGUUCUAACAGAUAGAGGAGAAUAUACUUGCAUAGCCAACAACGCGUAUGGGCGGGAUCGAAGUGUUAUACAUGUUCAAGUGCAGGAACCUCCAAAUUUUCCAGUUAACCUGCAUGUUAGGGAUCUUGGAAGUCGGUCAGUUACAUUGGCGUGGUCUCCAAACGAUCAGGAUUCAAUAAUAUUGGGAGGAGGUGGUGGUAAUAACCGGGAUGCACAGCCAAUAUCAAAUUAUAUUUUGCAAUAUAAAAAAGCUGGAGAUGUCUGGCAUGAACACAACAACCAAAAGCUUCUUCCUGGUGAUAGAACAACGGCCCAACUGGGAUCUCUUCGACCGGCACAGGUGUAUCACAUAAGAUUGUUUGCAGAAAAUCAUUUGGGUACCAGUGCCCCCAGUGAUAUAUUAUUUGUACAAACAGAUUCAGAAGUUCCAUCUGCCCCACCGCAAGAUAUUACCGCUGAACCACUUGGACCACAACAGCUUUUGAUUACUUGGCGAGCACCUGUACGGGAUUCAUGGAAUGGAGAUCUCUUAGGCUAUACAAUUUCAUAUCAAAAACAGGGUACUCCAGAUAAUGGGAAAAAUCAUACCAAGGUUGGAAGUUUGACCACAGAAGGCUUAAAUGACUUCCGGUUAACUGGAUUGGAGAAGUAUACUCAGUAUGGAAUUACUGUAUCUGCAUUUAAUAUAAAAGGCGACGGCCCCCCGAGUGAUGUGGUAUUAGGUCACACUUUAGAGGACGUUCCUUCCGCAUCUCCUCGAUCAGUGUCAUGCGUCGCACUCACUGCCCAAAAUAUUCAAAUAUCGUGGCAGUCCCCACCAAAGAAACUAAGUCACGGAAUUAUUCAAGGCUAUAAGUUGCUUUAUGAACCAGGGCUUUUAGAAAGUGAAUACAGCGUUCGAGAGACAAAAAUAACAUCGGCUCUCAGUACAGUGCUCCAUGGCUUGCAGCCAUUCACAAAUUAUAGUGUUCAAGUAUUAGCAUUUACUCGGGCUGGUGAAGGCGUGCCCAGUUCGGCUGUAUCAUGCAUUACAGAAGAAGCAGUUCCGGAUGCGCCGGAGCUUGUCAAAUCAGCAGUGAAUACAGAAUCUUCAGUGAUUGUUAGCUGGCUACCCCCAAGACGGCCCAAUGGAUUAAUUACUAAGUACAAUGUUUAUAUACGAGUUCUUGAAAAGGGCCAGGAGCUGAAAAUCCUUAAAGAAAUCUUACCAGCACAUAAUAGACAUUUUGAAGCAAAAGACUUAAAUUUUCGAGAAACAUAUGAGGCUUGGGUCACAGCAUCAACAAGAGUGGGCCAGGGGCCAAGUACUCCAGUAAUUAAGUUAGUACCUAGCACAACAAUACCAGCUGCAAUAAUAUCAUUCAGCCAGACAUUGUCCGUCAAUUGGAGGUCAGAUAUUAAAUUAGCAUGUAUAUUUGUUGGAAAUCCCAAAUCAACUGCCGAAUGGAAAAUACUCAAUACGCGGUCCAAGAAGCAAUUUCCGUUAGAAGUUAAUUCUGAUAACACGUUAAGUCUACGUAAUAUCCAACGAUCGCAUGAAGGCAAUUAUUCGUGUAUUGUUAGAAAUCCAAUGGGAUCAGAUCACAUUGUUUAUCAGCUAUUUGUGCAAGUUCCACCUUCCCCGCCCGUUGUGUCUAUAAAUUCGGCGCACAAGAAUUCGGUGUCCAUACAGUGGAGAGUCGACGAUAUUGGCGGUGCUCCAAUUAGAGGAUUUACUUUAACCUAUAGGCGUGAGUCUGCUGAAUGGGAUGAGUUGCAGAUUGAUCGGCGAAUUACUUCAUAUAUGAUUGAAAACCUACAAUGCGGCACUAAAUAUCAAUUUGCAAUGACUUCCUUCAACAAAAUUGGCACUAGCGUAACCAGUGGUAUUGUAUCAGCACAGACAAAAGGAAACAAACCAAUAGCACCACAAAAGAACAGUUUCAUACGUUCGAAUACAACAUCAGUUAUCUUGGAUUUGUCCUCUUGGCAAGAUGGUGGAUGUCCAAUACUUCAUUUUAGUAUUGAAUUUAGGCACUAUAAAGCUUCCAGUGAAUGGAUUAUAGUUUCAAAUAAAAUUGAAGCACAUAAUCGUUAUAGUAUUGGAGACUUGGAGCCAGGCACUGCGUAUCAGCUACGUGUUACGGCUAACAACAACGCUGGCUUCACUACAAAGGAAUUUUAUUUUGAAACACAGAAUUUGCUUGGAUUAGCUGGCAGCUCGGAGUUUGAUGUGAUGCCCGAAGAGCAAACUGUGUUCAGUGAUGCUCACUUUAUAGCAGUUAUCAUAACAUCAAUUUUCGGAACAAUUCUUGCAUUAAUUGGAGCUUUUAUCUGCUUCAAAAAUUAUCCUCAUACUUUGUUUACACGUAAUGUUGAUUCAUUAAGGCCACAAAGUAGUGCUACAGAUGGAAAGGAUAUUCAAAGUCAUGAACACUUUUAUGGUACAGUACGAAAAUCUUGCCAGCAAACCCAGAAUGAAGCGGUUGCUGGACUUGAGCGAAUUCCCGAAUACUCAGAAGACAUAUAUCCUUACGCUACAUUUCAUUUACCAGAACAUGAAAACCAGUCCGGAAAUAUUCCUUUGAGCUACACGGGCAGCUCAUUAAAGUACGAUUCUCGCUGUGAAGAUGAUAAUACUUUAUGUAACUCGGGGUCGAAAGGAAUGCGCCCUGCAUCAACGAAUAUAGGUGGUAUCAACACAAAAGUCAAACUUCCGAAUGUGAUGAUAGUUGAUGACAGCAACAAUAUAAAUACUGAAAAGCGACUAAAGCGUCGAUCGAAAAUUAUAAAAUCAGAAUCGGAAGACCCGUGA